AUGGUCCAGAGCCUUUUCUGGAAGCAUAUUCCACUAAGCAGGUUUGUACCAAAGGACAGAUUUUACCAGGAGUUCAACAAUAGAGUGCAGAGCUCAAAAACAUUGCUGUGUUUCAGCUUGGGUCAGACCAACAAGGUUCUCUGGGACUUUUGGGGACACACAUACAAUAACCCUGGCUGUGACCACGCAGAAACCGUAGCACUAAGAGCCAUAAAAGACUUCCUGAAACAAUGUCGAGAGGAAAUGAGUCGAAAAUACGAGCUGACCAUGUACCUGUCUUUCAGCCCCUGCGCGGGCUGUUGCAAACGUCUCACAGCAUUUGUGAGGUCGGAGAGCGCUGUGCAAGUGAGCAUACUGGUGUCCAGACUCUAUUUCCCACAGUACAGGGACACUCGAGAGAACCUGCGACAGCUGGUGCAUUCGGGGAUCAGGCUCGAAGUGAUGGGCAGGAAGGACUUUGAAAAGUGUCACCACCUGUUUGUGGACUACUGCAGUAACUUCGAGGAGUGGCCUGAGCUGGACGAAGAGAGUGAGAAUGGCCGUGCUGUUCUGCAGGGUAUUUUGCAGGAGUGUGAGGAAGAGUCUCAUUCACAAUCUGAUGACCUAGAGAGCAGCAUCUGGCUGUCACUGACACCCGUAGAUGCUGGAACCAGCUGGACCUCACAAGAGCCUGAAACACCACAGAAAGCCCCCAGUGUGGCCAGUGACACAGGGUAUGCCCAGGGGGUGAAGAGAAAGCUUUUUGAUUUUUGCUAGGAUGUGAAUUUUAGAUUUGACCAGCAUAUAAUGACAUGAAAUUUUUACCCAAUGGAACACAACCUAAAGAGGCUACAUAUGUAUUGCUUCAGGUUUUAUGUAUUUUUGCCGAGUUAAUAAU
This is a messenger RNA of Scleropages formosus (Asian bonytongue), 877 nucleotides long. Its product is annotated as DNA dC->dU-editing enzyme APOBEC-3H-like. The transcript has 4 exons. Gene Ontology annotation, cellular component: nucleus; cytoplasm. Gene Ontology annotation, molecular function: cytidine deaminase activity; RNA binding; zinc ion binding. Lineage: Eukaryota; Metazoa; Chordata; Actinopteri; Osteoglossiformes; Osteoglossidae. Gene Ontology annotation, biological process: cytidine to uridine editing. The coding region runs from base 1 to 756 and encodes 251 amino acids. The record is from RefSeq and is a predicted model, not a curated record.